CACGAGGCAGGAGGUGCUCCCUCUAAUCCUGGUUGCGACGCCAGACAGCUUUGCACCGGCUGCUACAAUAGACUUAAUGGAGGCUCAAGCAGACUCUAGUGUUGCAGAGCCACUUAGAGACAGAGAGUUUCAGAAGCUUCUAAAGUCAUCCAGCUCUGCCUGUCUAACCAGUGAGGCAUCCCAUAAUGCUUCAGGAGCGCAGCAUGUUGGUACUCCAGCACAUCACAGCAGCCAGGUGCUAAUCACAGAGAAGCGACAGCCUCUGAGCAGUGUGUCCUCACUAGAGGUCCACUUUGAUCUCCUGGACCUGACGGAGCUCACAGACAUGUCUGACCAGGAACUUGGAGAAGUAUUUGCUGACUCUGAUGAAGAGAAUCAUAUAGAAUCUCCAGCGAUUCACCCCGCAGAUCGCCAGCAGCCCCCGUUGCCUCGAUUUCCACACAGUGGGUACGUCCGCUCGCCCUCCUGGACUCGUGGUGGAAAGGGAGAACAGCAGUCAAGGGACCGAAAGCACCACAGCGACUCAGACAACAACACAGAGCCUAUGUUGAAGAUAGAGCGCUCUCAAUCCCAGCAGCCUUGAGCCAGGGGCCGCUACAGGGGCUCAGGAAAAAGCCCUUACAUGGGGAAUAGAGGUUCUUCCUCAAGCAAAGAAAAGACGAACUUCUGGGAAAGAAAGACACUGCAAUCCCACCUAAAGAAAAAGCCACCCCUUUGCCCAUUAUGAUGGGUAAGGAGACAGCUCCAAUAAGCUGGGGUAAGUGUAGAUUCAAGACGGAAAUGACUUCAUCCAACCAGGUUCUUGGGAGGCUUCUGUGUGACUUACUCACAUCUUUCUUCUCCAUUUGUCUACUGCAUAUGGAGAACUUGAAGCAUGAUGUAGCAUUACGGACAAUACUGACUGAACUAACGGAAGAGAUAUGUGAAUCGGAAGACUUUCAGAGUGAUUUUAACCCCUCAUCGACCAGGAAUGUGUCAAAUCAGAAUUUGUCAGUUGUCAUAAGACACGUUCAGAGAGGCUACAGCAUGGUUCAAGACAUGCCUGUGUAAAGGGUCCAAAAAGAGGCUGCAAACAAAAGUGUCCUUCAGAGAUUCUGCAUGGAAACUGGACGACUCGGAGAGAAAUAUUUUGUUGAAAAACAGUUCAUGCUUAAAGGGAUAGUUCAACCAAAAUCCAAAUUCUGUCAUCAUUUACUCAUCUUCGAGUUGUUCCAAACCUGUAUAGAUGUCUUUGUUCUGGUAAACACAGAGAAAGAUAUUUGGAUGAAUGCUUUUAACCAAACAGUUCUGGACCCCAUUGACUACCAUAGUAGAAAAAAAGAAGAGAUUUCGAAAGAUGUAGGGAAGCCAACAGUUCUGGGGCACUUGCCAUUUUGCCUACUUUAUGAAAUGAUGACAGAAUUUACAUUUUUGGGAAAUCUGUCCCUUUAGUGCCAGCAACAUACUCUACACAACGACAUGAAUCCUAACACUUUUAGCUCUACAACCUCAAAGCCACCACUGCAUUUCAAAACACAUCCGAAAUCAGUUCAUAAUGUAUCACAGGUGUUAGUUGCAUUUCCACAUGGGGAGCCAUAAACAAACACAAUGUGUUGACUUGAUGUUCACAAAGUAACAACCAUUCACAUUGAUGUUUUCCUUCUUGUGUAGGGUAUGUUUCUGACCGACCUUAUCCAGUAUAGCAAUUGAUGUUGCACUUAAAUGAAAGCAAUAUGUUUAUUUUGAACCACCCUGGACAAAGUAAUAAUGUUGCAAAGUGUCAUUUCUAUCAAGACAAUUUAAAUCAACUGGUUCAAUUGUGUCCUAAAUUGGUUCUAUUGUGUCCUAAAAUGGUUUGUGUCCUUAAAUGUGCCAAAUACAGAUAUUAAAGGAAAACUGCA
Messenger RNA from Triplophysa dalaica, 1880 nucleotides. RefSeq names its product dysbindin domain containing 1 (gene dbndd1). Gene Ontology annotation, cellular component: cytoplasm. The coding region runs from base 77 to 583 and encodes 168 amino acids. The record is from RefSeq and is a predicted model, not a curated record. The transcript has 4 exons. Gene Ontology annotation, biological process: negative regulation of protein kinase activity. NCBI's taxonomy places the organism in Eukaryota, Metazoa, Chordata, Actinopteri, Cypriniformes, Nemacheilidae.